AUAAUGAUGGUAAUACAAGGGGAUCGGGCAUUGGUAAUCCGAAUUUAUUUUGUAUAGCCAAAAGUGCAGGCAAACACGUUACUCAAGUUUGACUGCUAGCGUUGGGCGGAAGUUGAGAGAUUGUAGCAGUGAUCGGUGAAGAUGAGCAAAGUUCAUGCUUUUAGUGAUUUGUCGGAGCACAACAAGAAAGAUGAUUGCUGGCUUCUCAUCUCUGGAAAGGUUUAUGAUGUAACCUCAUUUUUGGAUGAUCAUCCUGGAGGUGAUGAUGUCUUGCUAACUGCAACAGGUAAGGAUGCAACCGAUGAUUUUGAAGAUGUUGGUCACAGUGAUGAUGCAAGAGAGCUGUUGAAGAAAUUCUUCAUUGGUGAAAUUGACAGUUCCACCCUUCCUGCGGAACCCAAAUAUACCCCGCCGCCCCCAACGACAUCAUCCGCUGGAAACGAGGGUUCUGGAAAUUUAUUGAAGAUAUUGCAAUUCUUGUUACCUUUGUUGAUAUUGGGUGCAGCCCUCGCCUUCCGUUCCUUUUACCAGAAAGAAUAGAUCAACUGUCAUGUUUCAAGCCUUUACGGGAUACAAUACAGCCUUCUCCUGUGCAUCUUGUCAUUUCAUAUGUUAUGUUUUAAUCUUAAAAAUCAAUCCCCUAUUCAGCUUAUGUGUAUUUGCUACCUUUGUUGGAUGUCCCUUGUGGGAUAGUGAGAUAUUAAGAUGUUGUUAGCUCUGUUGGUAAUGUUGUCUGCUAGAAUAAAAGUUCUAUGGUAAAAGAGGAAUGGUGAAACAGGCAAUAGGUUCUUCCAUGAUUGGCAUUCUUUGCCUAUUUUCUAUGACGUCAAACUUUUACGUAAUAGUUCACUCAAA
This is a messenger RNA of Solanum dulcamara, 855 nucleotides long. RefSeq names its product cytochrome b5-like. The transcript has 4 exons. Gene Ontology annotation, cellular component: membrane; intracellular membrane-bounded organelle. Gene Ontology annotation, molecular function: heme binding. The coding region runs from base 142 to 540 and encodes 132 amino acids. NCBI's taxonomy places the organism in Eukaryota, Viridiplantae, Streptophyta, Magnoliopsida, Solanales, Solanaceae. The record is from RefSeq and is a predicted model, not a curated record.